AUGACCAAGCUAGGCUUUCUGCGCCUCUCCUAUGAGAAGCAGGACACCCUGCUCAAGCUGCUCAUCCUCUCCAUGGCAGCUGUGCUCUCUUUCUCCACGAGGCUUUUUUCCGUCUUGAGGUUCGAAAGCGUCAUCCACGAGUUCGAUCCGUACUUCAACUAUCGCACCACUCGCUUCCUGGCAGAGGAAGGCUUCUACAAGUUCCACAACUGGUUUGAUGACCGAGCAUGGUACCCCUUGGGCAGGAUCAUUGGUGGCACCAUCUAUCCAGGCCUGAUGAUCACCUCAGCAGCCAUCUACCACGUGCUGCACUUCUUCCACAUCACCAUCGACAUCCGCAAUGUCUGCGUCUUCCUGGCCCCCCUCUUCUCCUCCUUCACCACCAUCGUCACUUACCACCUCACCAAGGAGCUCAAGGACGCGGGCGCAGGGCUGCUGGCGGCUGCCAUGAUCGCCGUGGUCCCAGGCUACAUCUCGCGCUCCGUCGCCGGCUCCUACGACAACGAAGGCAUUGCCAUAUUCUGCAUGCUGCUGACCUACUACAUGUGGAUCAAAGCUGUCAAAACUGGCUCCAUCUACUGGGCUGCCAUGUGUGCCCUUGCCUACUUCUACAUGGUCUCCUCCUGGGGGGGCUAUGUCUUCCUGAUCAACCUCAUCCCCCUGCACGUCCUCGUCCUGAUGCUCACCGGCCGCUUCUCCCACCGCAUCUACGUCGCCUACUGCACUGUCUACUGCCUGGGCACCAUCCUCUCCAUGCAGAUCUCCUUUGUGGGCUUCCAGCCUGUCCUCUCCUCAGAGCACAUGGCCGCCCUGGGAGUCUUUGGCCUGUGUCAGAUCCAUGCCUUUGUUGACUACCUCCGGAGCAAGCUGAACCCCCAGCAGUUCGAGGUCCUCUUCAGGAGUGUCAUCUCCCUGGUUGGCUUCCUCCUCCUCACCAUUGGGGCUGUGCUGAUGCUCACAGGGAAGAUCUCCCCAUGGACAGGACGUUUCUACUCCCUGCUGGAUCCUUCCUAUGCCAAGAACAACAUCCCCAUCAUUGCCUCCGUCUCCGAGCACCAACCCACCACCUGGUCCUCCUACUACUUUGACCUGCAGCUCCUGGUUUUCAUGUUCCCAGUUGGUCUCUACUACUGCUUCAGCAACCUCUCGGACGCUCGCAUCUUCAUCAUCAUGUAUGGUGUCACCAGCAUGUACUUCUCUGCUGUCAUGGUGCGGCUGAUGCUGGUGCUGGCACCGGUGAUGUGCAUCCUGUCUGGCAUCGGCGUCUCCCAGGUGCUCUCCACCUACAUGAGGAACCUGGACAUCAGCCGCCCAGACAAGAAGAGCAAGAAGCAGCAGGACUCUACCUACCCCAUCAAGAACGAAGUUGCCAGUGGCAUGAUCCUGGUCAUGGCUUUUUUCCUGAUCACCUACACCUUCCACUCCACCUGGGUGACCAGCGAGGCCUACUCCUCCCCUUCCAUUGUGCUGUCUGCCCGAGGGGGUGACGGCAGCAGGAUCAUCUUCGAUGACUUCAGGGAAGCUUACUACUGGCUGCGCCACAACACGCCAGAGGAUGCCAAGGUGAUGUCCUGGUGGGACUAUGGGUACCAGAUAACCGCCAUGGCCAACAGAACCAUCCUGGUGGACAACAACACUUGGAACAACACACACAUCUCCCGCGUUGGGCAGGCAAUGGCGUCAACAGAGGAGAAAGCCUAUGAGAUCAUGAGGGAGCUGGAUGUCAGCUACGUGCUGGUGAUCUUUGGAGGCCUCACCGGGUACUCAUCUGAUGACAUCAACAAGUUCCUGUGGAUGGUUCGGAUCGGGGGCAGCACGGACACUGGGCGCCACAUCAAGGAGCACGACUACUACACCCCCACGGGCGAGUUCCGCGUCGACCGCGAGGGCUCACCGGUGCUGCUCAACUGCCUCAUGUACAAGAUGUGCUACUACCGCUUCGGCCAGGUCUACACCGAGGCCAAGCGACCACCGGGUUACGACCGGGUGCGGAACGCCGAGAUCGGCAACAAGGACUUUGAGCUGGACGUGCUGGAGGAGGCCUACACCACAGAGCACUGGCUGGUCCGAAUAUACAAGGUGAAGGACCUGGACAACCGUGGCCUGUCCAGGACGUAGAGGAGGCUCCGGCCGCGCCCGCACUGACGCCUUAGCCUGUGAAGCAGAA
Molecule: messenger RNA, 2167 nt
Organism: Indicator indicator
Lineage: Eukaryota; Metazoa; Chordata; Aves; Piciformes; Indicatoridae
Gene: STT3A
Product: STT3 oligosaccharyltransferase complex catalytic subunit A
Exons: 17
Coding region: 1-2118 (705 amino acids)
Biological process (GO): post-translational protein modification
Cellular component (GO): membrane
Molecular function (GO): dolichyl-diphosphooligosaccharide-protein glycotransferase activity
Source: RefSeq, a predicted model, not a curated record